AUGUCUAAGCAAUUACCGCCUGUACGAGCAUGCAUCUUCGAUGUAGACGGCACACUCAUCAACUCGGAAGACAUCUACACAGGCAUCUACAACAGUAUUCUCCGUGAAUAUGGAAGGCCCGAGUACCCUUGGAAGAUCAAGGCUACCCAACAAAGCAGGGGUUCACGUGGUACUAAGCGCCUCCUAGACUGGGCACAAGUGCCCCUCACACUCGCGGAAUGGGCAGCGAAAGAAAAAGAAGGCACCCAUUUAUUUAAGAACAGCAAGAUGCUACCCGGUGUCCAUGAGCUUCUUACUACACUCAAGACUAAAACUUCACCACGCGUGUUCAUGUCGCUAGCUAGCUCGGCAGGCCAUCACAAAUUCGCCUUGAAAACAUCUCACAUACCGGCCAUCAAUGAUGCGUUCGAUGACCCGGCCUUUCAUAUCUUUGGCGAUGACCCCGAGAUGUCUGACAGCAAGAAGAAGCCCGAGCCUGAUAUCUUUCUCCUAGCCUUGAAGCGACUUAAUAGUGCGGAGGUGGCACGUGGCGAACGCGCUCUUGGUCCAGAAGAGUGCCUGAUUUUUGAAGACUCUAUUGCAGGUGUGGAAGCGGCGAGGAGAGCGGGUAUGCGUGUUGUCUGGGUACCGCAUCCAGGAUUGGCUGAGGUGUGCAGAGGGCGGGAGAUGGAUGUGCUGAUGGGAAGGACGGAGAAGAAUGGUAAUAUUCCUGAUUAUGGCGUUGUUGUUGAUGGGGGCACAUCAGAUUUGUCUGUCACUCAGGAUGGGCGAAUGACCUCGGAGGAUGGCAUGGCAGAGAUGAUACUGAGCUUGGAAGAUUUUCCUUACCAGGCGUACAGUAUGAAUGUUCUCAAGUGACCUUGAAGUUAGUGAGAAGGUAAACAUCUUUAUAGACUGCAAUAUAUGCUAAGAGGCCAAUCUGGACACGAACAGG
Molecule: messenger RNA, 934 nt
Organism: Pyrenophora tritici-repentis Pt-1C-BFP
Lineage: Eukaryota; Fungi; Ascomycota; Dothideomycetes; Pleosporales; Pleosporaceae
Product: haloacid dehalogenase hydrolase
Molecular function (GO): phosphatase activity
Source: RefSeq, a predicted model, not a curated record